UAAAUGGAUGCAAAGGUAAAAAUUGUAGCCCAGCCCACUACGCCAAUGGGAUGGCAUAAUCUUAUUCAUUUCAGUGCUUCAGCAGCGAAAAAAGAAAUGGGAGGGGCAAGUGAGAGCAUCAGCAGCGGAGAAGAAGACGGAGACGCCGAGUGGAGAAAAGCCAUCGACUCAGUCGCCGCCACCACUUCUUCUUGUGUCGUUUCCUUUCCCAACGGUGCCUCUUCCGCCGGCAAACAAUCUUCUAUUCCCGCCGACGACGGUGAUGAUUGCCGAGAGCAAAAACCCAAGCACUACCAAAUCAAGGCACAAAAGAUUUUGGAUGGUAUCUUAGAGAAGACUUUGGUGAUGGUGAAAGACUAUCCUAUUGAUGCCCCAGAUACUGAUCCCUUGAGUAAUGGAGGUGAAGAAGAUACGGAGCCUAAGAGUAAUGGAGGUGGAAUUCGCUUGUUUAAACAUUCUACUCCAGGAAUAGUGCUUGAUCAUAUAGAUGAACCUCAACAACCAAGAAAGAAACCAAAAAUUCUUCCGGGAAAAGAAAUCGACGAGAAGUCGAAAAAGUUUAAGAGAAGACUACAAUCCGUUGCUGUUGAUGGGGAAGACAUAAUGGCUGCAGCAAGAGAUGCAAGCCAAAAGUCAUUAGAGAGGCUAAAAGCUAAAGAGGCAGCAGCAAAGGAAGCAGCCAAGAGGGAAGAGGAGAGAGUUGCGGAAUUGAAAAGGGUUAGGGGAGAGAGAUGGCUUCCUUCUAUUGCCAGAGAUAUGAAGUUGAAUUCCCGAGCUUGAAUUUCCUUAACAUCAAGUUUUAGACUCUUUAACAUUUCUAAGAAAAAGCCGAUUGAAAAAAAAAAAAAAACGGUUACUAUGUCACAUGCAUGAUACAGCUCUCAUUAAAGGGGGAAAAACCUUUUUUAAAAAUUUUUCUACAUUUUUCCCUUCAAUAAUAAAAGGUUCUUUGAUGUUGUAGGUAGUGCCCGUCCUC
Molecule: messenger RNA, 976 nt
Organism: Morus notabilis
Lineage: Eukaryota; Viridiplantae; Streptophyta; Magnoliopsida; Rosales; Moraceae
Exons: 4
Coding region: 4-780 (258 amino acids)
Source: RefSeq, a predicted model, not a curated record